AGCUCUCCUCGGCUCACAGAUGAUCUCACCACACUCGAUCCCCUAGCACCAGUCCCCUCGUCCCGCCCCUCGCAUUCAACUCCCGGACUCGCUCUCUCUCAAGAACUCGCAAUGGGUGCGUUCGCGGCUCUGAGAGCGUUGGUGGUGUGCUGUAUUAUAGCCAGUGCGGGCGCAAUUCCUCUCCUCGGGGGCCCGCUUGGAAAUUUGACGAACAGCAUUCACAGGCGGGAGCUGAGGAGCAAGAAGUCGAAGACGCCAGCAGUGUCUGCCAAAAGGAAGCUGGCAGGAUGCAGCAGCGGGAAUCCCAUCGACAGCUGCUGGAUGUGCGACCCGGACUGGAUGAGCCAUCGCCAGAGGCUCGCGGACUGCGCAAUUGGUUUCGGGCACCAAGCGGCCGGAGGACGCAGCGGAGAAAUAUACACAGUGACGGACGCAGGUAACGACGACCCCGAGGAGCCCAAGUACGGAACUCUGCGAUGGGGAGUCAUCCAAUCGAAGCCGCUGUGGAUCAUCUUCAAGCAAGACAUGACGAUACAGCUCAAGGAGGAACUCAUCGUCACCAGCUUCAAGACUCUGGACGGGCGUGGAGCUAAUGUCCACAUUGCCAACGGCGCGUGCAUCACCAUCCAGGGGGUGACGAAUGUCAUCGUGCACGGCUUGCACAUUCACGACUGCAAGUCCACGGGACCCGCUCGAAUUCGGAGCUCCGAGUCGCACAUCGGGGACCGAGGAAAGACGGACGGCGACGCCAUCAGCAUUUUCGAGUCGACCGACAUCUGGAUUGACCACAAUUCCUUCUCCAACUGCGCCGACGGCCUCGUCGACGUCAUCCAAGGCUCGGACGCUGUAACCAUAUCCAACAACGAAUUCAAAGACCACGACAAAGUCAUGCUCCUCGGAGCCCACGACAGCGACUACCGCGACAAGAACAUGAAGGCCACCGUUUGCUUCAACAAAUUCGGCCCUGGACUGAUCCAGCGCAUGCCUAGAUGUCGAUUGGGAAACUUCCAUAUCUUCAACAACUACUACAUUUCGUGGGAAAUGUAUGCCAUCGGUGGGAGCGGACAGCCUACCAUUAACAGCGAGGGCAACUACUUCGAUGCUGGCGGCGUGAAGGAGGUGACGAAGCAUUUGGAAGAUGGCGGUGACUACCGAUCGAAUGGAGACAUUUUCUUGAACGGCGCAUACUUCACCCCAAGUGGGGCUUCGACCAGCUCUCCGCUGUACGCCAGGGCCAGGAGUUAUUCGGCACUGCCUGCGUCUCAGGUGCCUCGAAUCGUCUCAGCAGGACCCACGAGCUAGGCACCGCUGCGGAGUGCUGUUCGAGGCGCCAACAGACGAUCAUGCCAUCUCGUUUCGUCCAGUGUACCGCGAGACACCGCCACCGACUCCGAUGGGGGGUCGUCCUCGCUCUGCUGUACGGGUUGCGUCCAGAGGACAGUUUCCGUUGGGUUCGUUCGUUCGAUGUACUACAGAGAAGCCAUGCUCACGGAUCAAUCUUCAUGAAAGGGUGAAGAGGGUCUGCGAGUUAUAAUUUAGUGGGCUCUUUCCAAAUGGAAGAGAGCUCGAAUAGCGUGUAUAGUGAUUAACAGUGAAGACAUGGCUUCAAGAAGAUCACACCAGAGCUGUUGCUAACCACGGCCGGGUGCAUCGCUUGACCAUUGUCUCAGAAUCGCCUGCCUUCUAAUCUUUUAGAAUAUUAGGAGCUUGGCAUUGCAACCUGUCAUCCAGAAGGCCCGGUUUAAAGGCUGCGGAUGUAUAAGAGUUGUUAGACAACGUCUGUUGUACAAAUAGGGUUUCAAAGCGCGGUGUUAGUUCUCUUGCACACAAAUGCGCGAGAGGAUGAAUGCCUACUGCGCCAAUUUAAUAAGUUUUGAAAAGAAAUUUCGAUCGAAA
Messenger RNA from Marchantia polymorpha subsp. ruderalis, 1896 nucleotides. Lineage: Eukaryota; Viridiplantae; Streptophyta; Marchantiopsida; Marchantiales; Marchantiaceae. The record is from the annotation of a GenBank genome assembly.